Messenger RNA from Seriola aureovittata, 6166 nucleotides. It is a transcript of the gene sox4a, whose product is annotated as SRY-box transcription factor 4a. The transcript has a single exon. Gene Ontology annotation, molecular function: DNA-binding transcription activator activity, RNA polymerase II-specific; RNA polymerase II cis-regulatory region sequence-specific DNA binding. The coding region runs from base 3076 to 4191 and encodes 371 amino acids. NCBI's taxonomy places the organism in Eukaryota, Metazoa, Chordata, Actinopteri, Carangiformes, Carangidae. Gene Ontology annotation, biological process: positive regulation of transcription by RNA polymerase II; anatomical structure morphogenesis; cell differentiation. The record is from RefSeq and is a predicted model, not a curated record.
CCGGAUGACGAGCAUGCAGGUCAAAGUAGCACGUCAUUCCACAGCGGCUGAAAAAGGCAAGUACAUGGUAAUGAGUGCCUGUGUUUGACUGCACGCAGAGACACACACGCUCGUACGCACUUGUCUUUUCAAACGCAGCUUGCUCCCCGCGUCGUCCAUCUCCAUCUCUUCGCUUUCCGUCACGGGAUUCUUAACUUCACCCCUCGCUUUUAUGACACAUCGUGACGACUGUGAACACUUUCUUUUUUUUUCAGUCCAAUCCGCCACAGCCUUGGUUAUAAUAAACCCAACUCCCCUGCAAUGAGACACACACACACACACAAACACACACACACACGGUCAUGUGCUGUACGCUUAUUUAGCCUGCAGUUUGCUCUAGGGUUAGCCUGACAUAUUGGGUUAAUGUUUAUGUUUUAUUAAAAAACGCAUAUUAAACAGUGUGUCAGUCAGCUCUGAAAUAAUGGAGAGGCCUACCUCGCUGCAGUUGGAGUAAAUGUUUUAUUUUUAUUUUUUAAAGCCUUUAAAAUAACUUCACUACUGCAGCUUUUAAUGGAGUGUGAAGGUUAACAAAAUGCUAUUUCGCAGGUUUAUCCGAGGUGAUGAGAACAAAAUUCUGUCAGAAAAUCCCAGAUAACCUAUUUUUUUAAUGCUUUUACAUAUGAAAAUACUCUGGAUCUAACCCAGAAACAUCAACAUCAGCACAUCGUCAUCUUGAAAAAAAACACAAAAAAAAACCCCACAGCAGCUUAACUUCAGUCACCACAUACACACGUUUAAGAAGUCGCUGUAAGAGCCCCAGUCUCCCACAGCACUCUCUCAUAAUGACACUAUCCCUUUAGGCGUCAACAGAGCUGAGACAAAGCGCCGGUGUAUUUGGGGUAAACACGCGGCUCCGGCAGCUCUGAAGAUGACAAAAGCGAUAGGACAGUGUGGUGAGGCACGGUGUCCCGCCGCUGCUGGAGCCGUACAUCUGCCAGUGACAGAGUGGAAAGCUACCUGACAGCUGCUUCUCACACAUCAGAUAAGAUUACAGGUAUACCUGCUACACCUGUUUAAACAAACCUACGUGCAUGCCACUGUGUGUGUGUGUGUGUGUGUGUGUGUGUGUGUGUGUGUGUGUGUGUUAAGCCUGGGUAGAAGAUAGAGAGAGAUGGCAAAGUAAUCUAGUGGCAGGUGCAUGCUUGUAAUUGAGGCAGCUAAAGAUAUAGACUGAUGAAAGAGCUCAUUAUUAUUUAUGUGUUUGAUUUAUGUAAGCACAGAGGGGGGUAAAGAGGUUGAGCUCUUAAAUUUUAAAGAGUUUAUGAGUUUUUUUUAGCUUGACAUAAAUCUUGUCAUGAAUUAAGAAUAUAUUAUAUGACUGAAUAGCUGAUGUUAUGUUUGAGUACAUUAAAUCUAAUCAGACAACAGAAAUAGAUUUUUUUUUUAUUUUUAGUGUCUGCUUCAGUUUCUCUUUGGAAACCAUGAACAGAAGGACAGAGUCCUGUCGCUCUUUAUUUAUCUACCUCCACCCUGUGCUGUGAAGGUGGUGUGAAAAACACUUAUGUCAGUCAGUUCCGUUGCAGGAUUAAGGGGGAGCCUUCACUACCAGCUAAUGACAUCACCUGCAUGAUUUAGCGGCGGUGGCUCGCAGCAGCCGAUCACAGGACGGAGAUAAAUCUGCUGUACAUUGUUAACACACAAGCACAGACAUAUACAUACACAACGUACACCUCAUCAGCUCCUUUUGGCUCUAGCCUGACAUCUAGUGACACAGGCUGUAAUGUGAUCCUACAUGACACAGACAUGUUAACGCGAUGGGGCUGUGUGAGGAGCAGUCUGCAUUGUAGGAAGGUGCUGAAGUGACUGUGUGUGUGUGUGUCUGUGUCUGUGUGUGUGUGUGUGUGUGUGUGAGACACUGAUACAAAAUUCUGCCCACUUUCUUACUAUUCUUAAUUAUUGCUUUCCAUUUUGCUGGUUUACCAAAACGCACUGAUGUACAGUGUAAAUAAAAACCAUCAUCACAUCACUUACAUUUGCCUGUGCUGGCUGCUGUGAUGUCAUGGUGUGAGGUGGUGUCGUAACAGUUUGUAAAUAACAGGUUGGGUGAGCUAUGUUUGGGUGGGUGUACCCUCCACUACAGCUCUGCUCAACCACACUGCAGCCUGACUAACACAACAUGUUGUGGCUGCUUUUGUGUUUUCUCAGCAUUUCCUUGCCAUUACACAGAAUCUAAAUUUAGCCAGUACUCAUCCUCAAGAAACUAAUGUAAUUCUAAGUAUAUCCUUGCAAGCUUCCCCUUGCAGCAGGGGAAAAGGACACUGUGUUCCUUUAAAACACACACACACACACUUAUAUAUAUAUAUAUAUAUAUAUACACACACAUACACACGUACACACACCAAGUUCGUCUUUCUUCCAGUGGAGUCUGACAGGAAUGAGGUCAGACACACCGAUCCUCGUUGCACAUUAUUAUUAUUAUUACCCGUUUUUUUAUUCAACCAAUGGGAGGCCAGGGGGGAGUGGCUUCGAUGAAAAAUCAGGAUAGAGACAGACGCUGAUUGGCUUUUAUAUCUCGCGAUGAGGGUAUAUAACGGCGAGGUUCUCGUUGUUGUGUUUACAGUAAUAUUACAGAGCGCUAAGGAAACAGGGAGACUAUGAGAAAGCGCAGCUGCUCCAUUCAACCACAUGGUUCCUCAACCGCACAGACAAGCUGCGCUGCAGACAGCCAGGUUCACAUAAGGGACUUGCACUGCUGUUUCCCACAGCGGCGCGUUUCGAGUCUUGCAGGGCGAGUUUUCAGCCGCACAGGCAGUUGAAAGUUGCCGUUGAAUAGAUUCGGGAUUUAUUUUUUUUAUUUCCGUGAAGCGCACUGGUAAAAGUUGAGAGACCAGGUGUCUGUAAAACGGGCAGAACUGAAAAGAGACAGAGAAGAGACUUGGAUGAACUUUUUUUUUAGAUCUGUGUCCAUCAGUGAUCUCGCUCAAAGCGCCUGAAAUCAGAACAAGUGAGGAAUAAGCCUACAAGUCGUUUUUGCGCACUUGAACUUUGUGAAAGCCCUGCACUGAACAGAGUGUUUCCAGACACUUGGAGGAAAGGAUGGUGCAGCACAUGAGCCAGACAGAGAGCGCCCACGCUCACUCCCCCGGCGGGGACUCCACGGACACAGGAGAAAUGGACUUGGAGAUGGAUGCGUCUCCGACCCCCGAGUCUCCCUCCUCCGGGGUGCGGAGCGACCUGGCGUGGUGCAAAACUCCGACGGGGCACAUCAAGAGACCCAUGAACGCGUUCAUGGUCUGGUCACAGAUCGAGAGGAGGAAGAUCAUGGAGCAGUCGCCGGACAUGCACAACGCGGAGAUCUCCAAGAGGCUGGGGAAGCGCUGGAAGCUGCUGAAAGACACAGACAAGAUCCCGUUCAUCCGCGAGGCGGAGCGCCUCAGACUCAAACACAUGGCCGACUACCCAGACUACAAGUACCGGCCCAGAAAGAAGGUCAAGUCGGGAAGCGGAGCGAGUAAGCAGGCGGACCGCGGGGAGAAGAGCGGGGAGCGCAGCGCCAAAGCCGGUGUGAAAAGAAGCCCCGCGUCCAAAGGAGUGAGCAGGACGCACAAACAGGGCAGCACGAAGAGCGCUGCGGGGCAGGACUAUGCGUCUCCCGGUGACCACCAGGCGCUCUUCAAAUCCAGGUCAGUGUCUGGGGCUCGGCAGAUCCCGGAGAAGCGCACCGGAGAGGCGAGGCGCGGCCACAUGUUCGGCGGGGCAGGCAGCCUGGAGAGCGGGCCUCCCUCCGUGGGAGUCCCGGCCAGUCCCACCCUGAGCAGCUCGGCGGAGUCCAGCGACCCGCUCAGCCUGUACGAGGAGCAGAGCCCUGCGGCCAGCGAGUCAUCACACACCGCGCGCCUCAGGUACGCUCGCGCCUCCUCCCCAACACCGUCAGCCUCUCACUCUUCCUCAUCAGUGUCAUCCUCAUCAUCGGACGAAGAGUUUGAAGACGAGCGGCUCGACCUGAACUCGAGCCCCGGGUUUGAGAGCAUGUCUCUGGGCGGCAUGGGCUUCUCCGACGCGGAGCUGGACCGGGACUUGGACUGGAGCUUCGGGGAGUGCGGGGCGGGAUCUCACUUCGACUUCCCCGACUACUGCACCCCGGAGGUCAGCGAAAUGAUCUCAGGAGACUGGCUGGAGUCCACCAUCUCCAACCUGGUGUUCACCUACUGAAAGGACCACGGUGGAGAGGAACCGCGACGUCCCCCCACGUUUUGAACUCUUCAACCCCCCCAGACCGGCGUGUGAGUCCAGACCAGAAUAUUUCCGCCAUUCUUUCACUAAAUAAGGGAGAGUGAAGACAGGAAAGAAAAAGGUGGCCUGUGUGCGCGUUGAAGCCCAGGUACGCGCAGCUCACAGACUUGGACAGCGCUCGGUGCGCUUGACGGGAACGCGCAGACGGGGGAAAUGCUUAGUUUGCAUUUGGACACAGAGGAGGAGUGAAUGUAAGCAGAGAGCAGUGAAACACACGGACUUCAGCUCAAAUGUUCAACCCAAUCCGCCGAGGAUGAGGACUGAGACCGAACUCUGAAUCUUAAUGUUAUUUUGGGUCGGGAAAAGGGACACUUACUGGAGAGCUCGUCAUGUUGGGUUUUGUUUAAGAUACAGCCAAUUCACAUUGACCAUCAAGUUGCUAUUCAGGUGUAGUUUUUUUCCAAACUCGAAGUAGUUUCAAUAUCAACACGCAUGCCCUCCGAGAUAAGGAGGAUUUUGUUGUGGUUAAAUGCGUAAAAAUUGUUCAUUGCUGCGUAAUUACGCAAUUUGUGUGACCAUAGGACACAAUUCACUAUCACCAGCUUCUCUUUCAACGGCAGGACUUAAAAACAAAGACUGACUCGAAACUUCAGAAACCCUUUUCUGAACCUUUUUAAACACUCAGUGCACAAUUCAGGACCAAUGUUCCCCGACGCGCAUCCUUUCUGCCUAGUGCUUCAACUUUGUAGUUCCUCUGUGUCAGAUGACGUUUUUUUAUAUUGAUGUAUUUAUACCGGCCAAACUUUUUUAUACAUAGAAGUAUUGUUCUCGUACAGGUCUCAUUUGUGUUUGUGCACAUACACCUGUCUGUAUCCUGCGCGGAAGGGCUAGAAGUGUAUCUUAUUUAAAAAUGUCUGACUUCUCUCACUUUUAAGGAGAUUUGAGUGUGUCAUGAUUUUCUACUUGUAUUUUUGUACAAAAUCUAUAGAAAGGGGGUUUUUCCGGCGAGUGGGUAGCCUACAACAUUGUUGUUUGGGUCUACAUUGGUGUUUAGACGUGCAGAGGGGGGUUUGUUUGGCACAAUCUGACCUCACACAGUGUUUACAGUAUUUACCCACAUGCUUCUUAAUGGCACAGUGACUCCAGUUUCACCAGCCAAGUAAACAAAGCGCCACUGAGGCUCCCAGCCUGAGUGGUGACUGUGUUUCCAGUACUACACAUAGACCUAAAGUAUAUGAGUGAAAGAUCCCAGAGAGUCACUGUUUGGAUAGAGCUAAUACCUCUGUGUGCUUUUUAUCAAGAUAAGUUUUAUUUGAACCACUGGAUGGAAUUUCACACUCAUUCCACUUUGCCUAGACUUCGGAGGGAGGGAGAUGUAUGAAGUGCUUCAUCUGUUAUUGCGCAAAUUGCAUCAAAAAAUAGUAUUUAACCUUUCUGUACCUGUUGGCUAAGUAUAGCAGGCUAAUUGUUUUCCUAUAUUAUGGCAUGGCAAAUAGCAUUUGUAUUUCAGAUUCAGGUAUAUGUAGCUAUAGCUGUUGUGUUUAAGAUUUUUAAAAGAAUAAUAACAUGAAGAUAUUUAUGUAAACUGACUGUACUAUAAGCAAAGAUUGUGUGUUUUAUGUAUGAUGAUGAUCAACGACAGGCACUAGGACAGCCAUCUUUGGACAUCCUUAUGUUGAAGAUGAUUGUGGUCCAGGAGUUUAUUUUUUGUUUUUUGGGGUUUUUUUUACCUUCAAAACAUCUUUUCUAUUGUCCUUUUUCUUUUUUCAUUUGUGCAAUAUGCUGUGUAUGAUCAUGUUUUGUCCAAUCAUGCCAAUAUCAUUUGAUGUUUAUUGCUCAAAACCAGCCAAUGUUUGGGUCAAUCACUGCCUCUCAGACCUCUGUACAGAUUGUCGUUUUUUUAUUUGUUUUUCUUUUCUUCCGAGAAGGAAAUAAAAUCAGCUGGAACUGAAAA